AUGCCGCCCACAGCACCAAUACCUCCACCGCUGUCCUUGGGCUUAGCCAAUCCAGAAAAGCCCCAGAAGUCUCAGACUGAUAACAAGGCACAGAGCACUGAGAAUUGGAAGCCAGAAGACGAUUACAGCUACGAGCAUUCCAGCCCAGAUGAAGGCCCCAGAGUCGUGCCGACCUCCCCUGAGAACCCCGAUUGGUACUAUGCAGACGAUGAUCCAUGCCAGUCCAACCCCUGUGAACACGGUGGGAACUGUAUCAUCAGAGGGGACACCUUCCAUUGUAGCUGCCCAGCCCCCUUCUCAGGAAGUCGGUGUCAGAACGCCCGGAACAAGUGCGAGGACAACCCGUGUGUCCAUGGUGAAUGCCUCAUUACCCAGAAGCCUCCGUACUACCGCUGUGCCUGCAAACACCCCUACACAGGGCCAGACUGCUCCCAGGUUCUUCCGGCAUGCAGACCAAAUCCCUGCCAGAACGGUGGUGUCUGCUCCCGUCACAGACGGAGGUCCAGGUUUAGCUGUGCCUGUCCAGACCAGUACAGGGGGAGAUUCUGUGAAAUAGGUCCGGACGACUGUUAUGUCGGUGAUGGCUACUCUUACCGAGGCAAAGUGAGUAGGACAGUCAACCAGAGCCCAUGCCUUUACUGGAAUUCCCACCUCCUCUUGCAGGAGAAUUACAACAUGUUUAUGGAGGAAGCUGAGACCCACGGGAUUGCAGAUCACAACUUUUGCAGAAACCCGGAUGGAGACCACAAGCCCUGGUGCUUUGUUAAGGUUAACAGUGAAAGGGUGAAAUGGGAAUACUGUGACGUCACAGUCUGUCCCACCCCAGUUACUCCUAACCCAGAUGCAAGCCUUCAGGAGCCUGUGAUGGAGGUGCCAGGAUUCAACUCCUGCGGGAAGACGGAGACAGCUGAGCGCGUUGUCAAGCGUAUCUAUGGGGGCUUUAAGAGCACAGCGGGCAAGCACCCGUGGCAGGUGUCCCUGCAGACCUCACUGCCGCUGACCACCUCCAUGCCCCAAGGCCACUUCUGUGGGGGUUCCCUGAUUCACCCCUGCUGGGUGCUCACUGCAGCCCACUGCACUGACAUAAGCACCAGGCAUCUAAAAGUCGUGCUAGGGGACCAGGACCUGAAGAAGACAGAAUCUCAUGAGCAGACCUUUAGGGUGGAAAAGAUACUGAAGUACAGCCGGUACAACGAAAAAGAUGAUAUUCCCCACAAUGACAUCGCUUUGCUCAAGUUAAAGCCAGUGGAUGGUCACUGUGCUCUGGAAUCCAAAUACGUGAAGACCAUAUGUCUGCCCAACGACCCCUUUCCCUCUGGGACUGAGUGCCACAUCUCCGGCUGGGGAGUAACGGAAACAGGAGAAGGGUCCCGCCAGCUCCUGGAUGCUAAAGUCAAGCUGAUCGCUAACACUUUGUGUAACUCCCGCCGACUCUAUGACAAUACAAUAGACGACAGUAUGGUCUGUGCUGGGAACCUCCAGAAGCCUGGAUCAGACACCUGCCAGGGUGACUCUGGGGGCCCUCUGACCUGUGAAAAGGAUGGCACUUACUUCGUCUAUGGGAUUGUGAGCUGGGGCCAAGAAUGCGGGAAGAAGCCAGGCGUCUACACUCAAGUCACCAAAUUUCUGAAUUGGAUCAAAAACACCAUUCAAAAGGAGGCUGGCUUCUGAGCUGCUGUCUUCGGACCCUCAAAGCCCCUUUUCUUUAGCACUAGACAAAAGGGGCUUCCUGGGCAGCUAGAGAUGUCCUUUCGAUUCCAGAAGACCAGGUAGCUGAAGGGCUCUGGACAGAGACACUGCUGCCCAGCCUGGGCCUUUCUGGGCAGGUAUGUGCACCAUUUCAUGAGGCCCACUCUUGUCCCCUCCUCCUGGGAACCAACAAGAACUAUGCCUGCAUUUGCUCCCCUUCUGACAAAUACACCUUCUAGAAAAGUGGAAUACACUGAGACUGUAUUGUGUAUUGACACCACAAAUAUGAGCUUACUGAAAUCCCGCCGCCCCCACCAGAUGUCACCUGGACUCUUUCACCUUGGCCCACACCAUCAAGGUCCAGCAUAGAACUAGCCAGUCUCACCCAGUCAUCUGAGAGAAACCCCCAAACACAAGCUCCAUUGUUUGCUUUCAGAGUUGUUGUUUUAAUAAAGGCAGAUGUGAGAAGGA
Molecule: messenger RNA, 2160 nt
Organism: Microtus ochrogaster (prairie vole)
Lineage: Eukaryota; Metazoa; Chordata; Mammalia; Rodentia; Cricetidae
Gene: Habp2
Product: hyaluronan binding protein 2
Exons: 12
Coding region: 1-1671 (556 amino acids)
Biological process (GO): proteolysis
Molecular function (GO): serine-type endopeptidase activity; calcium ion binding
Source: RefSeq, a predicted model, not a curated record